This is a messenger RNA of Colletotrichum truncatum, 186 nucleotides long. RefSeq lists its product as uncharacterized. NCBI's taxonomy places the organism in Eukaryota, Fungi, Ascomycota, Sordariomycetes, Glomerellales, Glomerellaceae. The record is from RefSeq and is a predicted model, not a curated record.
AUGGAACAAGUCGACUCACUUGCCACCCAGGCCUCUUCAGGCACCACCAGUGGAUACCGUCGUCACAUCUACUCGGGUUCCGGACGGCGUGUAGAGACCGAGCAGGUUGGCACUGUGACGAGCGAACAGCUUGAAAUGGUGAAACCUGAGCUAAGUGACCUGUUUGCCCUUACAACUCCGAUAUAA